Molecule: messenger RNA, 1572 nt
Organism: Molossus molossus (Pallas's mastiff bat)
Lineage: Eukaryota; Metazoa; Chordata; Mammalia; Chiroptera; Molossidae
Gene: ECHDC1
Product: ethylmalonyl-CoA decarboxylase 1
Exons: 6
Coding region: 238-918 (226 amino acids)
Biological process (GO): fatty acid beta-oxidation
Cellular component (GO): cytosol
Molecular function (GO): enoyl-CoA hydratase activity
Source: RefSeq, a predicted model, not a curated record
CUUCAGGAAUUUCCUGGUGGAUCCAUUGACCUUCAGAAGAAAGAAAAUGGCAUUGGCAUACUUACACUGAACAAUCCGAGUAAAAGGAAUGCCUUCUCGGAAUUCAGAGAUGUGUCUCGCUAUUAGUGUUAACCAAUAGAAAUACAAAGCAAGAAUGCAAGACACAAACGUGAGCCACAGAUGUAAUUUAACAUUUUGUAGUAACCAUAUUUUAGAAAGUAAAAAGAAACAGGUGUUAUGAUGCUACAACUUUUGGAAAAAGUGACUGAAUUGGAAAAUUGGACAGAGGGGAAAGGUCUCAUUGUUCAUGGAGCAAAAAAUACUUUCUGCUCAGGAUCUGAUCUGAAUGCUGUGAAAGCACUAGCAACUCCAGAGUAUGGAGUGGCCUUAUGUAUGUUCAUGCAAAACACCUUAACAAGAUUGAUGAGACUUCCUUUAAUAAGUGUCGCACUGGUUCAAGGUUGGGCGUUGGGUGGAGGAGCAGAAUUUAUUACAGCAUGUGAUUUCAGAUUAAUGACCAGAGAGAGUGAGAUUCGAUUUGUUCACAAGGAGAUGGGUAUAGUACCAAGCUGGGGCGGUGCUACCCGUCUGGCUGAAAUAAUCGGCAGUAGACCAGCUCUCAAAGUGUUAAGUGGGGCCCUCAAACUGGAUUCAGAACAAGCUUUAAACCUAGGAAUGGUUGAUGAGGUCUUGCAGUCUUCAGAUGGCACUGAAUGUCUAGAAGAGGCACAAGAAUGGCUAAAGCAGUUUGUCCAAGGGCCACCGGAAGUAAUCAGAGCUUUGAAAAAAUCUGUGUCUUCAGGCAAAGAGCUUUGUUUCCAGGAGGCAUUACAGACCGAAAGAGAUCUUGUAGGAACACUCUGGGGUGGACCCGCAAAUUUAGAGGCUAUUGCUAGGAAAGGAAAAUUUCAUAAAUAGUUUUUAAAUAUGAUGUAUUACAACUCCAAUGAUUAAUAUAUAGAAAAGUUAAAUGAUGUUAAACAUGUCAGAAUUACUUUGAAAGGUAGCACUAGUAUUUGGGUUUGUUUUUAGUAAUUUUUUGAAUACCUAAACUCAUUGGCAUAGUUUUCAGUAUACUGUAGCCCCCCCUUACUCUAUGACCCCCAGUGGAGGCCUGAAACUGGGGAUAGAACUGAACCCUCUGUAUACUGUUUUCCCUUACUUACAUACCUGUGCUAAAAGUGAAUUUAUAAAUUAGGCACAGUGAGAGAUUAACAGUAACUAAUAAUAAUAUACUGUAAUCAAAGUUAUGUGAUUGUGGUCUCUUUUAAAAAAUAUGUUGUUGUACUAUACUCACCUUUGCACUUCUGAGAUGCAUUUUAUUGCCCUCUCUUUGUCAGCAUCACUAUUCUGGAACUUUGGGGCUAUUAUUAAGUAAAAUAGAGAACUGCGAUACUCUGCAAGUCUGGUAACUGAGUGGGCUGCUAAGUGAUCAAAGGGCGGGUAGAGUGUACUGUGCAGAUACAGUGGACAAAGAGAUACAAGUCCUGAGCAGCACAGAGCAGGAUUAUGUGAGAUUUCAUCAGACUACUAAGAACAGUUUGCAAUUUAAAAUUUAGUUUAUUUCUGGAA